Molecule: messenger RNA, 2042 nt
Organism: Argentina anserina (silverweed cinquefoil)
Lineage: Eukaryota; Viridiplantae; Streptophyta; Magnoliopsida; Rosales; Rosaceae
Product: exocyst complex component EXO70A1
Exons: 1
Coding region: 1-1974 (657 amino acids)
Biological process (GO): exocytosis
Cellular component (GO): exocyst
Molecular function (GO): phosphatidylinositol-4,5-bisphosphate binding
Source: RefSeq, a predicted model, not a curated record
AUGGCUGAUGUUGAAUAUGUCAAGAAUCUCCAAGCUGCACGAAAAAUCUUGAGGGCUAGUCUGGAGAAAUCUAGUGCUAUUUCUUCGAAGCUAGAUGAAAUCGGGCCUAGAUUGGAAGACAUUCGGCGGAGAUUGCCAACUUUGGAAGCUGCAAUUAAACCUUUCUCCAUGCAAAAAUGUAGUUACUUUGCAAUCAGGGACCAAAUCAAUGGUGCCAUUGGCCCUGCUGCUGCUGUUCUCAAAGUCUAUGAUGUUGUUCGUGAACUUGAGGAGUCACUACUUCAUGAGUCAUGUGCUGAUCUUGCUGCUUAUCUUUCAUCUAUGAAGAUGCUAGAAGAAGCUUUGGGAUUCCUUGCUGACAACUGUGGGCUGGCCAUUCAGUGGCUUGAGGCCAUUGUUGAGUUUCGGGAAGACACUGUUUUUUCCAGUGAUCAAAGCCUCUUGAAUGUAAAGAAAUCUCUGAGGAUCCUACAUGAGUUGCAUGAAAUCAAGGAGCGUGCUCGUCUUGAGGGAGGACCUCUCAAUGCUGCAUUCAACAAACUUAAGACUGAAUUCAGAAGUCUGUUGAUGGAGAACAAUGUUACAACAACAACCUGUGCUACUUUAUUACCACUGACUAUGCCGGUAAUCCAAAAGCUUCAAGCCAUAGCUGGGAGAUUGGAUGGUGAUAUUCGGCUUGAAAAGUGCAUAGUCUUGUACAUUGAAGUUCGGAGUUUAAAUGCACAAAGAAGCUUGCAGGCACUUGAUCUGGACUACCUUGAGAUACAAGUCACCGAAUUCGAUGACAUCCAAAGCAUCGAGUCUCAUAUCGAUCAAUGGUGCAAGGAUUUGGACUAUGUUGUGACAGACUUAAUUGAGCUGGAGUACAAACUCUGUAACGAUAUCUUUGAGAAUAACAAAUCAGGUGCUUGGAAGCACUGUGUUGCAAGACUAGCUGAGGAAUAUAGACUCAUCUAUUUUCUUCAGUUUGGAAGGAAUGUCACUAAGAUGAAGAAAGACCCUCUCAAGCUCUUGAAGCUGCUAGAUAUAUUUGCACUUAUGGAAAGUCUAAGAUCAAAUUUCAACCGGCUAUUUGGUGGAGAGGCCUGCACUGACAUUCGGACCCUGACAAGGGAACUAGUGAAGGCAGUAGUGAACGGUGCUUACGAGAUUUUCCAGGAGCUUCCUUGUCAAGUGGAGAUGCAGCGGCGGUUUUCUCCGCCUUCAGAUGGUGGCAUUCCCGGGUUAGUAAGCUAUAUAACUAAAUACUGUGACCAACUACUAGGGGAUGACUAUAGGCCACUCUUGGCCCAGGUCUUGAAGAUUCGUCAGAGCUGGAAUCAAGAUGAGUAUGGAGAUGGUUUCCUUAGUAACCACAUUAUUAUCAUAAUGAAGGAAGUUGGGGUAAAUCUUGAUGCAUGGUCCAAGGCGUAUGAAGAUGUCUGCCUCUCCUACCUCUUUAUGAUGAACAACCAUUGCCAUUUCUGUCAACUAAAAGGCACAAAGCUCGGCGAUAUCAUGGGAGAUUCUUGGUUGGAUGCUCAUGAGCAGUACAGGGACAAUAGUGCAGCUCUCUACUUAAGAGAAUGCUGGGGAAAGCUGCUGCUUCUUAUAACUCGGAAGGAUUUAGAUUCAAUUCAGGAGUCUGAAAAGAAGCAGCUGAAAGAAUUCAAUGAGGGUUUCGAUGAAAGGUACAAGAAGCAAUCGAAUUGGGUCAUAUGUGACGAAAAUUUGAGGCAGAAAGUAUGCCAGAUUUUGGUGCAGGCAGUUGUACCAGCUUACAGGAGCUACAUGCAAAAGUAUGGUGUUUUGGUGGAACAAGAUGCAAGUGCUAGUAAAUAUGUGAAGCACACAACACAAAGCAUGGAGAAUAUGAUUACUUCCAUGUUUCAGCCAAAACUGGUUAAGAAGCAUUGCAGCACCAAAAAUAUACGCUUUGGUAAGCUGAAAAACCUGGUGCAAAAUCAAUUUCGUGUUACUCUUACAGCUAUGUGAUCCCCUCUAAAAGGUGAUGUGCAUGAUCUAGAAGAAAUAGAAGUAGUAUCCAUCAUUGGAUUCUUAAG